Molecule: messenger RNA, 2871 nt
Organism: Magnusiomyces paraingens
Lineage: Eukaryota; Fungi; Ascomycota; Dipodascomycetes; Dipodascales; Dipodascaceae
Exons: 1
Coding region: 1-2871 (956 amino acids)
Biological process (GO): transmembrane transport; zinc ion transport; intracellular zinc ion homeostasis
Cellular component (GO): Golgi apparatus; membrane
Molecular function (GO): zinc ion transmembrane transporter activity
Source: RefSeq, a predicted model, not a curated record
AUGCCACCUAAACCUCCUCCUCCUAAUGAAUCACCAUUUACUAAAAACUUUUCCUUUGGAGGUGACUCUUCCUCAUCCUCUUCCUCAUCAACCCAACAACAACAACAACAACAACAACAACAACAACAACAACAACAAUACUCUUUCCCUUCAAGAACUUCUCCAGCUCUUCCAAUUAAUGAUGACUCUACUGACCCAAAUGACCAUACUGUAGUCUCUACAUCAAGACCCCUUAGAAGCUACUCUGUAGCUGUCCCCUUCCCUAAUGGCCCCUCUAAACAAAAUGGAACUAAUUCAAACUUACGCAAAUCAACCCUCUCUCGCAUAGAUACUUCAUCUCCUGACUUAAACCAAGAUACUACUAAAACUCGUCUUAGAAGAGCCGCCUCUACUGCCUCUACUGCAAACUCUUGGGGUAUCCACUCUGUCCCAUCCAUUCUCUCAGACUUUCGUAAACAUACUUCUCAUGCUCAACGUGAACGUCAGUCUAUUGCCUCUCCCAUGCUAACCCGUCCAGGACCAAACCCUCUCACAGGUAACCAUCAAAGUGCUCUUUCUAAAACAAUUGAUGAUCUUCAUAAAACUCUCUCAGAAAUUAAUGUUCUUUCUCCAGUAGAUGUUGAGAAAAAGGAUUACUUUGAUAAUAUCCCAAUUGUUUCAAACUCUAAUGAAAAUAUACAAAAUACCCACCAAUGUAUCGAUCACGAUCACGAUCAUGGCCAUACUCAUGGUCAUUCUCAUACUCAUACUCUUGAUCAUGAUCAUAAUCAUGAUCAUUCUCACUCUCACUCUCACUCUCACACUCUUGAACAACCUCCCUCAACCUACUCAUACCCAGAUCAUGACUACCACACAGAACAACAACAACAACAACAACAACAACAACAACAACAAAUCCAACCACCAUCUUUAAUUGAAAGAGUCCCUGCCCUGAUAUCUCUUCCAACUUCCCUCCUGGCCCUCGACUACCUCUGCCUUAAAUUGGGUUUCCACGAUAAAGUCCCCGCCUUACUCUCAACUUCCCUAGUAACAGGCCCCCUUUUAUUACUCACAGGUAUCCUCACUCUCAUCAUGUCCCGCGGUGGCUCCCCUGCUCAAUUCUCCAAAUCUGACGUUACAAAUACCCUUCUCCUUGCCCUUGGAACAUUCCUCCUCUUUUGGGCUUGCUCCCUAAUUGGCUCUGUCAAAACUUGCCUCAUCACUGCUACUCUCUUUAAUGCCCCCUAUCUCUUUCUCCACCCUCUCAACGUCCCUUAUUACAUCUACCUAGCACUACUCUUUGUAAUUGACAUGUUCCGCUCCCCAGCAACUCCAAUAGACACAUUCCAACCCCCUCACCUUUCAGCCCUUAAAACUCUUGCAUGCUACCUUGCCCUCAUCGUCUCUGCUUACUGUCUUCAUAGACCCUCUGCAACAUACUCAGGAACCCUCGCAAUCAUUCUUGGAAUCAUCAUCAUGGGUCCAACCGCUUUUGUAACAACUACAACUUACUCCAUCGAUGUCAUUUCUCUUGUCACAAUCACCUCAGGCUCCUUUGGCGUGUUUUUACUCUCCAAACGUGACCUUCACCCUAACCGCUUUAGCCCUCUUGUUAAUACCUUUCUCAGUAUCUUCCUCGAAAGCUCUGUCUUGCUAAAGGGCACCCUUCCUUACCGUGAAAUGUCUUACAAUGGCUUCGAAGCUCUUCUCUCUUGCAUUCUUAUUCCAGAUAGAAUAUACCCACGCUCUGCACCGCUCUUUGACCCAACAAGCCCCCCAGAAUCGUUGCGCAAUUGGGGUAUCAUUGAUUCUAUUUUGGCCCACGAAGAUACUAAAAAUAUUUUUUAUUUCCUUCUUCUUAACUUUUCAUUCAUGCUUAUCCAGCUCCUUUACUCAAUUCUUUCUCACUCACUUGGGCUGCUCUCGGAUUCCAUUCACAUGUUUUUCGAUUGUUUAGCGCUUUUUGUGGGUCUCAUUGCUAGCAUUCUUUCUAAACUCCCGCCUUCUUCACGGUUCCCCUAUGGAUUGGGUAAAGUUGAGACUUUAUCUGGGUUCACCAAUGGGUUUUUCUUGGUUGGAAUUUCUCUCGGUGUUAUUGCCGAAGCCGUCGAGCGGAUUUCUGCACCCGUGGGGCUCGAAAAAACAACCGAGUUGCUCAUUGUUAGUGUACUUGGAUUGGUUGUUAAUAUCGUGGGUAUUUUUGCAUUUAACCAUGGCCACAGUCACGGAGGAAGUGGUCAUUCCCAUAGCCAUGCAUUGUUUGGAGGUGAUCACCAAGAUCAUGGACAUGAUCAUGAUCAUGAUCAUGACCAUAACCACGACCACGACCAUAACCAUAGCCAUAACCAUAGCCAUGACCAUGGCCAUGAUUGUGAUCAUUCGCUUGAAAAAGACCAUGGCCAUAGCCAUGACCAUGGCCAUAUGGAUGUUACAGAAAAUGAAAACAUGCGAGGUAUUUUCCUCCAUAUCAUUGCUGACACGUUAGGAUCUGUAGGAGUGAUUGCGUCCACUUUGCUCAUCUACUACUUUGGCUGGGAAGGAUUCGACCCUCUUGCUUCCAUCUUCAUUGCCAUUCUCAUCUUCAUGUCAGCCAUCCCACUCAUUUCUUCCUCAGCAAAAACUCUACUGCUAUCGCUCAACGAUGGCCAAGAAUAUAACGUUCGGGAUCUGCUCAGUGAUAUUUCUAUCAUGCCUGGAGUUGCUGGGUACACGGUCCCCCGGUUCUGGGCAGAUGGCUCGCAGGUACGUGGUGUUAUCCACGUCCAAGUUCAACCUGCACACGAUUUGCCUAAAGUUAAAUCGCGUGUUGAGGAACGUUUAAGCAAAGCAGGUGUUAAGGCAUUUGUUCAGAUGGAGCCCGAAGGCAGUAGCUGUUGGUGCCGUCAUGUAUAA